Molecule: messenger RNA, 1197 nt
Organism: Camellia sinensis
Lineage: Eukaryota; Viridiplantae; Streptophyta; Magnoliopsida; Ericales; Theaceae
Source: RefSeq, a predicted model, not a curated record
GAGAUGAUCUGACGUCGACCCGUCUUCCUUGUGAUACCUUCACCAUUGUCUAGCCAAGCCAAACUCCAAUCAAAGCCCGAACUGGAUUGAAGAUCAUCUGUUUUUGAUUCUUCAAAGCGAAAUCAUGGAAGCUGAGCUGUUCGAAGACUGCUUGGAAUUGAUUCUGAAUUGAUUAGCAGCCGAUGACAACAACUUCUUGCAAUCCCCUUGUUUGGUCUCUAAGCAAUUCCUCUCCAUCACCAAUCGACUUCGACAUAAAUUGGUGGCCUCCAACAGAUUGUUCUACAGCAAUAACUGUGAGGCUUUAUUCAGAGCCCUUCAACGAUUCACAAACCUCCACGAGAUUGAGCUUCAUGAUCCUGUCAUCGGUGACAAUGCCGACGUCAAUUACCCCAUUCGAAGAAUCGCUUCUUCCAGGUUGGAUCUUCAUUCCCUCUCUCUUGAAUCUUUACAGAAACCCCCAUUACCCAAAACUUUUAUGAAAUUGGGUUUGACCAUGAAGAACUUGAAGAUUUUAAGAUGUCCUCGGGCCAAGUGUUUUCGAAAUCAUCACCUUGUUGCCAUAGUUGAUGCUUUACCAUGGCUUGAAGAGCUCGGUAUCCAAUUUUCCGGCAACAAAUUUGAUUCUAAAAGCGCAAAGUACAUGGUGACAGAUGCUGGAAUUGAGGUUAUGUCACGUAAGCUCCGACGGUUGCGUAAAAUUAAUAUAAGCGGGCAGCGAAAUCAUGGAAGCUGAGCUGUUCGAAGACUGCUGGGAAUUGAUUCUGAAUCAAUUAGCAGCCGAUGACAUCAACUCCUUGCAAUCCCCUUGUUUGGUCUCUAAGCAAUUCCUCUCCAUCACCAAUCGACUUCGACAUAAAUUGGUGGCCUCCAACAGAUUGUUCUACAGCAAUAACUGUGAGGCUUUAUUCAGAGCCCUUCAACGAUUCACAAACCUCCACGAGAUUGAGCUUCAUGAUCCUGUCUUCGGUGACAACGCCGACGUCAAUUACCCCAUUCGAAGAAUCGCUUCUUCCGGGUUGGAUCUUCAUUCCCUCUCUCUUGAAUCUUUACAGAAACCCCCAUUACCUAAAACUAUUAUGAAAUUGGGUUUGACCAUGAAGAACUUGAAGAUUUUAAACUGUCCUUGGGCCAAGUGUUUUCGAAAUCACCACCUUGUUGCCAUAGCUGAUGCUUUACCAUGGCUUGAAGAGCUCG